AUGGGAUAUUUAGCAAGCAAAGAAGUAAUUGACAAAGAAUGCCAAGACACAGCCAACGUAAUAUUAUUCUUCAACCUGUUCGACUCUUUAAAUGGCAGUUACCUACGAGGGUGGAUUGAAAACGUCGGCGGGGUAGCGGUGGCGGAGCCCUACGUAGUAGUGUGGGACGUGCGUUGUCUCCGCGGCAGGUCUAAUGCAGAAGGUGCUUAG
Messenger RNA from Parnassius apollo (apollo), 210 nucleotides. The record is from the annotation of a GenBank genome assembly. Lineage: Eukaryota; Metazoa; Arthropoda; Insecta; Lepidoptera; Papilionidae.